UUCAGACCGGGAGUCUCCAAUCCGCUCCGACACAUGUUGGCCAUAGUGUGUGUGGUGCUGCGGACAUCCACACAUCUCGCCACCCCAUCACCGACACCCCCGAAACAAUAACCUCUCCAUUGCUGUCGAACCCGGGACUCUUAAAAAAACGGAGGAGAGCAGACCGUGUUCUGGAGGGAGGGGGUAGCUAAAAAACUUGGUUCAUUGAGAAAGAGGAAGGAGGAAGCGCGAGAGGGGGGAAAAAAGAAAUAAACGAUUGAUUCAUCUUGGUUUAGAGAGACCGUGGAUACCAUGGGCUCGGACGUGCGAGACUUGAACUCGUUACUGCCUGCCGUGUCCACGAUGACUCCGGGUAACGGGAGCUGCGCUAUGCCGGGCAGCGGCGCUCCGCAAUGGGCUCCCGUGUUGGACUUUCACCCGGGCGCGUCCUACAGCGCUCCGAUCGCCCACCCUUCCUUCAUUAAGCAGGAGCCGAGCUGGGGCACCACGGAACCGCACGAUGACAACUGCCUCAGCGCCUUUACCGUCCACUUCUCCGGGCAGUUCACCGGCACGGCGGGCGCUUGUCGCUACGGACCGUUCGGGGCUCCAGCACCGACCCAAGCGCCGCCGAGCCAGCCCAGGAUGUUCGGCCACGGGGGUUACCUCAAUCACUGUGUCGACUCGCAGACAGCGGGCAGGAAUCAGGGUUAUAGUGCUGUGGCUUUCGAUACGACUCCAGGUUACGGUCACACCCCGAGCCAUCACACUCCUCAGUUCCCGAAUCACACCUUCAAGCACGAGGAUCCCAUCACCCAGCAGAGCAGUAUAGGAGAGCAGCAGUAUCCAGUGCCUCCACCUGUGUACGGCUGCCACAACUCAACAGACAGUUGUGCAGGGAGCCAGGCCCUGCUGUUAAGAUCCCCCUACAACAGCCACACAGCGGGAUACGAGACCGACAACCACAAUGCCCCGAUGUUGUACAGCUGCAGCACGCAGUACAGAAUACACACGCACGGGGUCUACAGAGGCCUUCAGGAUGUUCGGAGAAUCCCAGGUGUGGCUCCCACCAUCGUCAGAGCGAACACAGAAGCCAACGAGAAGCGUCCCUUCAUGUGUCCGUACCCCGGGUGCAACAAGCGUUACUUCAAACUCUCCCACUUGCAGAUGCACAGCAGGAAGCACACAGGUGAGAAGCCAUACCAGUGUGAUUUCAAGGACUGCGGACGAAGGUUCUCCCGUUCGGAUCAGCUGAAGAGACACCAGCGAAGACACACUGGGGUAAAACCAUUCCAGUGCAAAACCUGUCAGCGUAAAUUCUCCCGUUCUGACCACUUAAAGACUCACACUCGAACUCAUACAGGUAAAACAAGAGCUGCUGGUCGCAACGCAGCCUCCUUGAACUGGGAGGGCAGGAUGGUUGGGGCUGCAUCUUCUCCAUGACCACCAUCAAUGCCACUCCAUGAAGGGCCAACAUGGAUGGGUGACUGUAGCAGGGGGUGAACCAGGCGCGCUAGUUCUGGUUUUGUUUACCACCUUUUCCCCACUGCCCAACGCCUCACCACCUUCAAUCCACCCAGCCCCAUUCACUCCUCCCACCCACCUCCUCAACAUGGCACUUACAGUAAUAGAGAAUCCUGUCACUAGCUUGGAUGCACUGUUUGGAAGCCAAAUUCUUAACCUAAAUAAAACAUUGCCUCUAAUCGAGGUUGGUGAGGAUUCAUACAAUCCCAGUCCAAAGUUCAAUACUCUUGGUGAUCUGUAAAAUCAAAAGUAUUUUUUUAAAAUAUAAUAAUAAUAAUAAUAAUAUUUGAUCUUACCUAUUUAUCAAAUCCACCAGCACCUUUAUGAGUGACAGCUUUUUAAGUAAUAGAGGCCCCCCUGAUGAUAUGGAGUGGUACUCUCCAUCCAUGAGGAUGUAUCCUGCCAAGCAAAGGUCAGGGGAUGAAAUGCAUAGCAUGAACAAGGGUUGGGAGGUCUAUGGGACUGUACAAGUAAGGUGCUAGUUAAACCAUCCAAGGCCUACCUGCACUAAACAAUGGUAAACUUCCUCCCAGAGGAAGUACCCGACCCUUUCUUGCUUGCCAAGUUCCUGGCAGCAGUGUUAAAUGAACCUGAGCCCCAAAGGCAGUACUCCAUUAGAAAGGCCAUCCUCGAGUCUCUCACAGUACAGCUGUCCAUCCAAGCCAGGCUGUCCAAGUGACCAUGGCAGGUACUUCUCAAGUGAGGCACCUCCUCUCAGAGUCACCUCAGUCUCAAAGAACCCUCCUCACCAUCUCCAACCUCUCAAGAAUUCACCUGAGCAACCAAAAGUUAUUUUUAUUUUUUUUUUAAUCUCUCUUGGUUUUUCAAAACUUUUAGGAGUAAAUUGUACUUCUGGCUAUUUUUACACUGAAGUAACAUAGUUCUCAAAGGGUUAUAUUAUGCUCAAGCCUUUCACCUCAUUAAUUAUUGUAGAAUAUUAAAUCUCUUUAAUUUGGUAAAUAUCACUCAAUUUUUCUUGACAGCAUUUUUCUGUAAACGUGUGUAAAUGAUUCAGCUUCUGUCUAAUACGUCAAACCUAAAUUCAAUACAUAGCAGGACUUUUAAAGUUAUGUGGUUUAUGGGCAGCCUGAUUCUGAUCUUCUAACAGUUGGCCUAAUAUAGAGAGGGUAGUGUCUCGGAGGGUGUUAGUUUCAAGUAAGCCUUCCCAUUUGCAAAAGAUAUACCAGGGCAGCACAGUGUCGCAGCGCCAGAGACCCCGCUUCAAUCCUGACCUUAGGUGCUGUCAGUGUGGAGUUUGCACGAUCUCCCUGUGACUGCAUGGGUUUUCUCUGGGUGCUCUGGUUUCCUCCCACAUCUCAAAGAUGUACCUGUUAGUAGGUUCAUUAGGCCUUUGUAAAGUUGCCCCUACUGUGCAGAUAGGGGAUGAGAAAGUGGGAAAACAUAGAACUAGAACGGGUGCUCGAUGGUCAGCGAGAACUCAGUGGACUGAAGGGCCUGUUUCCAUGCUGUAACCCUAAACUAAACCAAUUUUGCACUGUGCCCAAUUGUACCUUCCGUCGAAGUCAGUAUAAGGCAGGAUAUAAAACUAAAAGGAGCCACAAAAGAUUGCUUAUGCUGGAAUCUUGAACAAAAACAACUGUGGACAGUCAGCACAUGUAGAAGUAGCACCAGUCUGAAGAAGAGUCCCGACCCGGGAUAUCAUCGCCCAUUUUUCUCUACAGAUGCUGCCUAACCCAUGAAUUCCUUCAGCAGUUUUUAUUUUUGUAGAGGAUAUAAAAUCAGUGUAUUU
Molecule: messenger RNA, 3253 nt
Organism: Leucoraja erinaceus (little skate)
Lineage: Eukaryota; Metazoa; Chordata; Chondrichthyes; Rajiformes; Rajidae
Gene: wt1b
Product: WT1 transcription factor b
Exons: 8
Coding region: 292-1422 (376 amino acids)
Biological process (GO): negative regulation of apoptotic process; regulation of transcription by RNA polymerase II; negative regulation of cell population proliferation
Cellular component (GO): nucleus
Molecular function (GO): DNA-binding transcription factor activity, RNA polymerase II-specific; RNA polymerase II cis-regulatory region sequence-specific DNA binding
Source: RefSeq, a predicted model, not a curated record